AAUUCAGAACUUUUUUACAUUUUGGCCAAUUGGUGGCUAAUUCGUAUAAUAAUAUUAUCCCUGAAAAGUUCAUUUCUGAUGUUUUUUCCUGACUGUUUGAGCUCUCAGAGUUUAGCCUCUCGCUUGGCUGGUCGCACACUCACACGUUUCUUUCUGUUCCACAGGACCUGGUCAGGACAGUCCCGCAGUAUUCUGCCAGUAGGCAUGGGUCACCACCAUCUCUCCACGUGAGUCCUAGUGCACCAGAUCUGUCCAAACACAUCACACCAUAUCAAGCUUGUCCUUUCUCUCUCUCUCUCUCACACACACACACACACACACAUGCGGGCUGUUUGGGACUGAUCAAGACCAGUUUUUGUAGAUAUUUUUCACUGCCCGCCAAGUCAAGCCUGGGACAUCCACACUAUGCAAAUAAAAGUGCUCUGAGGCAAUCUGUUGGGAUUUCACAAACAACAGCACCAGGUGAUCAAUCCAGUGAUGCUGAAAUCAUUCAUCUUUCACUGAGGUAAGACCUUUCCCAGAGGAAAAACCAAUUGCUCAGAGGUUGCUCUUUCUUAGCUUAGGAGUCUUACCCCUAUAAGUCUACUGUAUCAUAUUUAAUGCAUGUCUAUGUAUUUAAAUAAUACAUAGACAAUAAUACCUGUAAAGUAUCAACAUGUUGUAAACAAUCUAUUGCAUGCCUUCUGUUUGUCUGAUUGAUAGUUUAUAUAGUUUUAUGCAAGUAAAACAGCCUUUUAGUAUACUUCUAAAAAUGGCCACCUUAAUGUCGUGAUAUAUAUAUAUUUUUUUGUGAAAUUUAUAUGAUUUUUAUGAAGUGAAUGUAAAAAUAUUUUAUAUUGUUAGUAAUGUUUCAAGAUGAACUGGACUGAACGAAUGAAGGUUUACUUUUCCUUUUUUUUAUCAUGUUAUCAAAUGUUAUGCAUUAGGUUAUUGAAGAACAUUUAUUUCUUCAUCUCUCAGUCCUCAUUGUGUAGGAUCGCAUUGUAUGAUUUGCUCCCUACAAUGAAAACCACAGAACUUAAAAUAUAAAACUAUGCAUUAAAAUAUCCUCUUAUUAAGAUGCAUUAUUGGGAGAUAGAGAAUGACAACUGAUAUUCAUAUGCAUUUUGUUGUUGUUGUUGUACUGUAUAUAGCCUGCUGUAUAGUUUCAUUUCAUUCAAAAAUGUCAUUAAUUUACAUUACAAGCUGUCAGAAUUACUUCUUAAUUUUUGGUCAUAUAAAUAUCAACAACUGCACCAAAUUGCAUACUUUUGCUCAGUAUGGGCUUCUGAGUAGGUGUUUUUUCCUUCUCAUCGAUGAGUAUGAGCUCCAUAUGAAUAUCAUACUAUAUCGUCCAUAAAAGCUAAAUGUAUACAAUAUGAACAACUUUUUUAUUAAGUAAAAGCUGACAUGAAACUAUAGCACCCCCCCCCAAUCAAAACAUUUUUUUUUCUUUUAGAAAUGUAAGAGUUUAUUGAGCCAUUAGAUAAAACAAUUAUGAUAACGUUAGGUCUUUUAGGUCUUUUAUAGGAAGUUUACAUGAGAAAUAAAAAUAAACUUUGGAUAACUUUAUUAUCUUUAUCAGUAAUCUCAUGAGAUAUGUUUGAGUCCAUUUUGAGAUCUUGGACUGUUUUGAUUCUUUGGAUACCAAAAUCUGAGUGUUGGGAAACCUGCUCUUGGUUUAAUCUCAUUGCCGUCUAGGAGCAACAAUUCAGAUCCCAUUAAUGAUUUUUCUUCAUUGCUAACACCAAACAAAGCAUGUGACAAAAUCAAAUAUACAAGAGCACUAAGCAAUCAUGUGUUUGAUGCAUUAUUGAAGCUAUGCCUCAAUAUCGUGUUUCAAUAGACCUGGUGAAGUUAAUUAGUUUGUAGUAGCUUCACUCUGUGCAGACUUACAGUAUUAAUUACAUGAAUUAUUCACAAUCUUUUGGGUGGAUGUGCUUUUAAGGUGUGUGCGUGUGCUGAGGUUUAUGUGACAGGAGUAUGUACUGUGAUGUGAUUCCUUUCCGGUCCUCAUGGGAGAGUCCUGGGAUGUGAGGAGAAUUCCAACGAGGAAAUCUGCGGGAUUUUCCCACAUCGGCAGGCAGAUCAUGAAUCCACUUACACUUGCACAGAAUCUCAAAGUGUGUUGCUUUUUGUGGUUGUGCUUCUUGGAGAUUAUGAAACUAUGUCUUUAGACAAUUGAUGACGGCUAUGAAUUUUAACAUCAGUUCAAAUGAAACCUCCUCAAAAAUUUAAUGGACAUCUUCUGAUCUGAUUAUAUCUCUCUGUCCAGUUUGUUUGUUUGUUUGUUUGUGGGAAAUGGAGGCUGUGUGUGAAGAGAGAGAUCCAGGUUUGCGCGGGAUUGUGGGAGCUGUGCGUGUUGAUCGCAGGAACCGGUCCUGUGUUACCUCACCUAAUAUAAGAUUCACAUUCGUACUGACGGAGGAAGACCAACCUGAAACGCCCGAGGGCUCUCUGCUGAAGCUCCAGGCUCUGGAGGGAGACACCAGCCCUUCUUCAGACACAUCUCCCGAAGACAGUCCACCUAGCCUGGGAUUCAAAGAUGAAAUCCCGAUUCCUUCAUGCAAUGGUGUUGGGGAAGAGCGCAGCACACCAGACUGUAGGCUGGUAGAGGGUGACUGUAGCAGUGAUCUCCAGCAGAGCCCGGGGCCCAGUCGACUCAUCCAGCACAUCACGGACGACAACAGCCCCCUGCCCUCCCCACGCUGCUCCAGCCUCAGCCAGAGCCAACGCUUCAACACAGACCCUGAAUCUGCCCCGUCUCCACCCUGCGCACAGCAUCUCAUCAUGGCUCGUGGAGCUGUUAGAACAGAGGUUUCAGGAGACGCCAAGGAAGCUUCUUCCAUCCCACUCCUCACCAAACACAUCCAAACACUCAAGAGGAAAAUACGCAAGUUUGAGGAGCGCUUUGAGCAAGAAAUGAAGUAUAAGCCAUCACAUAAUGAUAAAUCAGCCAAUCCAGAGAUGUUCAAGCUCAUGAGUGAACUAGCCAGUUCUCGCAAACAGCUCAAAGAUUUGAAGCUCAGACUGUCAUUUGAGGAAUCCCGGAAACGUGAGAACAACCAGUCCACAGAUAUUUGCAGGUACAGUUCCGGCCAGCAGGAGGCGCCAGAGCAGCAGCCCAAGCCCGCUCUGGAGGAGACGGUGGACACAGUCCUGAAACGACUGCGGGAGAAACACCAGGCCCUCGGCCUCCCAGACAACAUGAAGGAGAUGACCCAAAGACAGAUGGCCCUAGAGAAGAUCACUCUGCAAAAAUGUCUGCUGUAUUUUGAGAGCUUACACGGCCGCCCUGGCACCAAACAAGAAAAAAACUUGGUGAAACCUCUCUAUGAUAGAUACCAGAUGGUGAAACAUCUCCUGUGUGCGACUCCCACUAUUACAACUAUAGAAGAAGAAGAAGGCUCAGAUGAUGACUCCGUUCGGUACACCCCCCCACCCAUGUACCUCACUGAUAAGAGUGGCUGUGGGGAGGAGGAGGGAGACAGCGACCCGGCCUUUGUGUCUCCGCUGGAUGAGAUCAAGACAGUGAGACAAUCGGUCAUAACCAUGUCCAACCUCCACGAGGCCUCCAGGUCUGAGUUGCUGGAGUGUUUGCGUGAGACUCGAGCCGAGAAGAAAAGACGACGUAAAGCCAUCAGAGAGUUUGAAGAGCAGUUCUUCAGACAGAUGGGAAGAUCCGCACAAAAAGAUGACCGAAUCCCCAUGGCUGAGGUGUACCAGGAGUACAAGAGUCUCAAAGCCAAAUUACGCUUACUGGAAGUGUUGCUCAGCAAACAGGAAACCACUUAGAAUAUCUGAAAAAUUCUUUCUGCCUUUCAGUAUCGAACCCAAUGUUUGGACCAAAUUGUGUUUUUACAUUUGACAUAAUCGUGCCAUUAUGAUGCUAAAUGCACUUUAAUAUCAUUUCUGACCACAUUGGAAGUCCUAGACUCAAUGGGUUGGGCCGAACCGAUCAAAGCCUUUCGGUGGCUACUAUCUCAUAAACGCAAACAUGUGCGAUCUCUGUGUUGUGUACAGAGCAAGACAGAUCAAUACAAACCUCAUUCAGAAGUCAAAGGGCAAAGGGAAAUAUAGAGUAUUCAUUUAUGUUUAUGGAAUAUGGCACUUUAUUUUUGAAGCGUUUUUUUUUGUUUUUAACCAAAGUCGAAUCAUAUGCACUUUUCACGUUUUCUUGCUCUUGUUUGAAGCUAGUUUAUGAUUCUAAUUAGGAACAUGGUGACAUUAUGCACACUAAUGAGGAUCGGUGAUUCUCUGGGGCUAGACACGAUCUCUAGCCUGUCAGAUAAUGCAACGCUCUAGAUAGAAAACAACGCAGAGCACUUAAAAAUAAGGGUUUUAUGCAAAUUUCAGUGAGUUCACUAACAUAUGAACACAGCAGCAACCAUGUUUAUUUCUCAUAUAUUUGUCUCUCAUAUGAAAAAGGGAGCACAAAAUGAGACAUACUUCAUACAAUUUAAAAGUAUUUUAAAAGAUCUAUUUUGUUCAAAAACGUGUUAAAGUAUAGUACGUGGCCAUCACAGAGCACAGUUUUCCUCCUAUACAAAUUAAACAUUAAACCAGUGGUUAAUAUGAAUACUGUCCAAUAACGUCGUACACUAUAAACAAUACUGAAGCCCAAAGCAGGAGAUAUGUUCAUGAGAAGCGGAUGUGCGCUUUAAGUGCAAUUCUGCUCAAGUAGCUACUCUCUGGAAACGAAACACUCGAUAUCUUUCCUUUCCGACGGAUCUACUGCAAUGAACUAUUACAAUCUUUGUGUAGUGUCUUUGCAUGCCAACCAGCGUAAACUGUUGAAUUGUGCAACAAUCAGGUGUGGUUAUUCUGUCAUGUUAUCGUCGCCCCAGAAUUGAUUUGCUGUACACAUCCACAAUGACAAAUGUAGCUUUUGAAUGUUAGCUAUUGUGCACGUAAUUCUACAUUGGUUUAUACAGUAAACAUGUAUAUAUAUAAUUAUCUAUAUAUAUAUAUUUGCUUUAUCGUGACCCUUUUCUUUUCCAUCAACAAAAUCCUCUGUAUUGUGCACUUCUGGUUCUGUCCAUUUUCUAUUCACCGGUUAAAAAAUAAAUAUUUUUCUAUCUA
This is a messenger RNA of Carassius gibelio (silver crucian carp), 5061 nucleotides long. Its product is annotated as protein FAM13C-like. Bases 2281 to 3774 code for a protein of 497 amino acids. The record is from RefSeq and is a predicted model, not a curated record. The transcript is spliced from 12 exons. NCBI's taxonomy places the organism in Eukaryota, Metazoa, Chordata, Actinopteri, Cypriniformes, Cyprinidae.